AUGAACGUGGGAACUGCCAGCUUAAAGCUGUUCGCGGGAGCAAAGUACUUUGAUGCUUUUGUCGGGAACAUACGUACCUUCAAAUAUAGCGCUCGUGAUGGCCCUGUUCAUGUUUGGCAGCACGCGGUGGACCUACGGGAUUUGCUACGCGGGGAUGAUGACGACUUCAUGGUGCUGUACCACUACACGGAUGAACGCGCGUUUCGGAACGUAGCAGAUCUCCGGAAGACCACGGCGGAGCUCUAUGCGUCGCUCGAGGAGUCUCGUGCCCACUUCGGCAAGGGCGUGUAUGCCUCCCAGCACGAGCCGGCUGUCUGGACGUUGCGCGUCCGUAUUCUUCUCAACAACUACAGCAAUGGGAGCCCGUUCCGCGACACCAACGACGACGAAGCAAAACGUGUCCGACGCGAGUGGGGAGAGCGCGCGUCGUUCUGCAUUCCGCUGUUGGUGCCUAGGGCUGUGGCCUACAACAUCUUUGAACGACAGACGCCCGACCUCGACCAAAAGUUUGUGCGGGACAAGGCUACGGGUGAGGAGCGCAUGGUCCGCCUCGGCGAGGACUACAAGGGCAAGCCCGUGGACCGAGCCCGGGAUGUAUGGGUGGUACGUGUGGCCAAUGACGCCGGGCAAGUGCACAACGUGUCGGCGGAAGCGGACGGACUGGUGCAGCUGCUACGACUCCGCCUGAAGCACCUGCAUGCCACGCGGGGAAGUGACAACGUUGACACCCUGGCCUGCAUGCAAGAGCUAGCAACGAGGCUCGAAAAACGUGUGCAGCUCCAGGAGGCGGAGGAGCUCUUCAGGGAAAGCCUGAGACGCAGCCGAGCUGCUCUGGGUGGUGACCACACUGUCACCCAAGCCUGCGUGGCCAACCUCGCUGCUUUCCUCGAGUUCAAGUGCGAGCUGGACGAAGCAGAGCCGCUGUUUCGCGAGGCCGUGGAGCGAAGCCGGGCGACGCGGGGCGACGUCGACCCGGUCACCCUCAUGGACAUCUUCAACUUGGCAGGUCUCCUGAUGACCAAAGGUCAACUGAAGGAUGCCGAGCCACUGCUUCUCUUCGCUUUGCAGAAGCGCUGUGAAGUACUGGGUCAAGACCAUCCGGACACCCUCCAUACCAUGAAUGUAUGUGCCCGCCUCUUCAGAGAGAAGGGUGACCUCGGCACAGCAGAGGCCUUGUAUCGGCAGGCUUUGGAGUGCCGUGAAGCCAAGCUGGGCAGCGAUCAUCCGGAGACGCUCGUCUCCAUGAACGACUUGGGUCGGCUCCUUGAGACCAAGGGCGAUCUGGACGGUGCGGAGCCACUCUGUCGAACGGUUCUGGAAAAAGGCCGUGCCAAGUUGGGCGACGACCAUGAGAACACCAUCAUCUACAUGAAGAACUUGGCGGAUCUCCUGAGCGCGAAAGGCGACUUCGGUGCCGCGGGGCCGCUGUAUCGAGAGGCGUUGGAGAGGAGCCGAGCUGUGCUUGGUGAGGACAAUCCGCGGACCCUGGAUUUCCAUCGUGCCCUGGCAGCGUUCUUGCUGACGACGGGCGAUCUGAUGGCUGCGGAGCCACUCUGUCUGGAGAACUUGCAAAAGUGCAAGGCCAAACUGGGCAACGACCAUCUAGACACCAUCGCUUCAAUGAACAACUUGGCGAGGCUCCUACAGGACAAGGGGGAUCUGGAGGCCGCUGCUGCAUUGCUUCGGGAAGCCCUGAAGAGUCGCUGCGAAGCCUUGGGCAACGACCACCCGCGGACCUUGAACCUCCUCCACAAUUUGGCGGGCGUUCUGCGUAGGCAACGCGAGCUGGAGGAGGCAGGGGCGAUGUACUUGGAAGUGGCGCAAAAGCGCCAAGCCUCACUGGGAGACGAUCACCCGGACACCCUCAACUCUUGGCACGGUUUGGCCGCGGUCGUGAUGGAAAUGGGCAAGCCUGACAUUGCCGAGCAGGUCUUACAGAAGGUUGUGCGCUUGAGCCGGGCCACACUAGGCGACAACCACCCGCAAACUUUGAGCUGCAUCAGCAGCCUAGCAGUGGCCCUGCUGGAGAAGGGUGAGUUGGAUGCCGCGAAGUCGCUGGGUGUUCAGGCUUUCGCCCAUUGUCGUGCCUUGCUUGGGGAACGCCAUCCUCAAACGGUCAACUGCUUGCUUUGCCUGACGAGAGUGGCCGAGGCACUGGCCGCCAGAGAUCGCCAAGAUUCCGCAGAGGUCGAAGAUGAAGCCGGCGUCUUUGUCGUGGUCACCGGGGACUCUGUCAGAAUCGUAUCUCCAGGGCCCGGCCUGCCAUUGUGUUGA
Molecule: messenger RNA, 2274 nt
Organism: Symbiodinium natans
Lineage: Eukaryota; Dinophyceae; Suessiales; Symbiodiniaceae
Source: the annotation of a GenBank genome assembly